Pteropus alecto (black flying fox) is the source of this 3190-nucleotide messenger RNA. It is a transcript of the gene TAB3, whose product is annotated as TGF-beta activated kinase 1 (MAP3K7) binding protein 3. Gene Ontology annotation, molecular function: ubiquitin binding. Gene Ontology annotation, cellular component: extracellular exosome. Lineage: Eukaryota; Metazoa; Chordata; Mammalia; Chiroptera; Pteropodidae. The transcript is spliced from 10 exons. The coding region runs from base 502 to 2652 and encodes 716 amino acids. The record is from RefSeq and is a predicted model, not a curated record.
CGAUAUACGAGAGCGUUCUCUCAGAAGCCGGCUCAGACUACUCUAAUUGACCAUCUUUCUCGUGGGCCCCCGCCCUCCGGUUGCUGUGAGGGAAGCCUCGCGAGAUCCUCCUCAGCAAGUGCCUAGUGGUGCCAUCUUUGUGCCUGGCGAGCGACGGCACCCGACGGGAGCCGUGAAGCCGGCGGUUCUCUUGCCUAGUUCUCGCCGAGACCGGAUCCAGGAAAUACGAGGCGGACCUCGGUUUAUUUGACAGUCUUCUCAAUUAUAGAUACCACGCUUCGUACAGUUUGUGUUGGAGGGAAGGGAGCGAACACAGUAUAUUCAGGACAGUGUCUUCAGCCUUCAAGGUUUUUAUUGUGAAUUGUUGCUUGUCAAACUGGACAAAGCAUCAGUUGAAUUGACAAAUUGGAGAAAAUGACUGUGGUGUUGGAAGAUUAUUACUAUUGGAAGGCCGGUUAGCAUCCAUUUCCUAAGAGAAACUUGACCACCAUUUGCUCUGGCAUGGCGCAUAGCAGUCCACAGCUUGACAUGCAGGUUCUCCAUGACCUCCGACAACGUUUCCCUGAAAUUCCAGAGGGUGUGGUGUCUCAGUGCAUGUUACAGAAUAACAAUAAUCUUGAAGCCUGUUGCCGAGCCCUUUCCCAGGAGAGUUGCAAAUACUUGUAUAUGGAAUACCAUAGUCCAGAUGACAACAGGAUGAAUAGAAAUCGCCUUUUGCAUAUUAACCUGGGUAUCCAUUCUCCUGGUAGCUACCACCUAGGAGAUGGAGCACAACUUAAUGGUGGCCGAACACUGGUACAUAGCUCAAGUGAUGGACAUAUCGAUCCACAGCAUGCAGCAGGGAAACAGCUGAUAUGUUUAGUUCAGGAACCACACUCAGCUCCAGCUAUUGUGGCUGCUACUCCCAACUACAAUCCAUUUUUUAUGAAUGAACAGAACAGAAGUGCAGCUACUCCUCCUUCACAGCCACCUCAACAGCCAUCUUCCAUGCAAACGGGAAUGAAUCCUUCUGUUAUGCAAGGGCCUUCACCACCACAGCCGCCACCUCCUUCAUACAUGCACAUACCUCGGUAUAGUACAAAUCCAAUUACUGUUACAGUAUCCCAAAACCUCCCUUCGGGACAGACUAUACCAAGAGCUUUACAAAUUCUUCCACAAAUUCCAAGUAAUCUCUAUGGGUCUCCUGGUUCUAUUUAUAUUAGACCAACAUCUCAGAGUUCAUCAGGAAGACAAACUCCUCAGAAUACGUCAUGGCAGUCCUCACCACAGGGCCCAGUGCCUCAUUAUAGCCAACGUCCUUUACCUAUUUAUACACAUCAACAGAGCUAUCAACCUUCUCAGUAUUCUCCCAAACAACAACAGAUCCCUCAACCUGCUUACCAUUCGCCACCUCCUUCUCAAUGUCCUUCACCCUUCAGCUCUCCACAGCAUCAAAUGCAGCCUUGCCAGUUGGGCCACCCGAGUUCCCACGUCUUCAUGCCACCUAGCCCUUCAACUACUCCACCCCAUCUAUAUCAACAAGGACCUCUCUAUCAGACACAGGGAAGCCAUUCAGUAGCCUAUCUCCCAUACACAACAUCUAGCUUACCCAAAGGAUCCAUGAAGAAGAUAGAAAUUACAGUCGAACCCUCUCAAAGACCUGGGACAGCAAUUAAUAGGAGUCCUUCACCUAUCAGUAAUCAGCCGUCUCCACGGAAUCAGCACUCACUGUACACAGCCACCACUCCACCUUCAAAUUCUCCUUCAAGAGGGCUAUCCGGUCAACCAAAACCUCCAUUUAGUGUUAAUCCUGUGUAUAUUACUUAUACACAGCCAACUGGACCUUCAUGCGCUCCAUCACCGUCUCCUCUGGUGAUACCAAACCCAACUACAGUUUUUAAAAUUACCGUAGGCCGAGCAAUGGCUGAAAAUCUUUUAAAUUUAGUGGACCAAGAAGAACGUUCUGCAGCCCCAGAACCUAUUCAGCCCAUUUCAGUGAUACCAGGUUCUGGGGGAGAAAAGGGAAGCCAUAGAUAUCAGAGGAGUUCCAGUUCUGGAUCAGAUGACUAUGCCUAUACCCAAGCCUUGCUGUUACAUCAGCGAGCAAGGAUGGAGAGGUUAGCAAAGCAAUUGAAACAUGAGAAAGAGGUCCUAGAGCGGUUGAAGGCUGAAGUUAACAGUAUGGAGCAUGACCUGAUGCAGAGACGGCUCAGAAGGGUCAGCUGCACCACUUCGAUCCCAACGCCUGAGGAAAUGACAAGAUUGAGAAGCAUGAACAGACAACUCCAGAUAAAUGUUGACUGUACACUGAAAGAAGUUGACCUCCUUCAAUCUAGAGGAAACUUUGAUCCUAAAGCCAUGAAUAAUUUUUAUGACAACAUAGAACCUGGCCCAGUGGUACCACCCAAGCCAUCUAAAAAAGACUCAACAGACCUCUGCACAAUUGAGAGGAAAGCCCGAAGAAUUAGUAUGACCUCAAAAAUACAGGCGGAUGUCUGUGAUGCCCAGGCAGCAACUGCAGAUGAGCAUCUACCUGGCUCCAGACAGAGUCCUCGGACACAUCCCCAAGAUGAAGACUAUGAAGGGGCCCCAUGGAAUUGUGACAGCUGUACCUUUCUGAACCACCCAGCACUAAAUCGUUGUGAGCAGUGUGAGAUGCCCCGGUACACUUGAAUUCAGAAGAGUCUGCACCUGGUUGGAAAUGAAACUUAGAGCACCCAUGAGAAGAAAAAGAAACCGUGGGAAUUUUCAUUUCAGGUUACAUAGGGGGGAGGAGGAUUGACAGACACUGUAGCUGCUGGAGCUCACUAAAGGAAAAAUGGGGAGGGUUCCCCAUUAAGAAAGGGUCCCCCCCCCCUUUCUUAACUCAUUACAGAGUGAGAGACAGAAAGAGACACUUGACACUGGGAAAGGAGUCACUCCUGAAAGAAUGUACACAGAGAAGUCAAGAGCUCUUCUGUGCAAUCCCAUCUAUUCAAGUCACUGCUAAGUGGCCCUUAUGUUAUAAACUAGAACUUUGAAUCGUAGUGUGAUAUGUUACAGUUUAUGCAGACAAACUGUGAAUUCCCAGAGCAGACUUAACCUGGUCACAGCUCUCUGGAAAACCAAGGGGUCCCCAUGCUUCUUCCUGUCUCUUCCUACUGAAGAGAAGGGCAGGAAAAAGCACUCAGAACAUGAUCUUUGGGGGCAAAAUAAUAAGGGUAUUUGUAAU